AUGAGCUUGUUUUACAAAACAAAAAAAUUCUGUUGCUUCAUAUGGUCGGCUCUUGAUUGCGAAACAGAAGUGGCCAAUAAAUGUAAUCAAAAUUUUAGUCAAUCAGCUAAAAAAAAUACUAUUGAUUGUUUUCGAGAUGGUUGUAAUGAAUUUUCUUAUGGUAGUUGGUCAUGUUGGUGGACACCGAAUAAAAUAAAUAUCACAUUAACGACAGUUAUAGCUAUUCUUAUUGCUCUAGGUAUUAUAGUAAGUUGUUUUCUUGCUUUUAAACCACCUCGAUCAGCAAAGAUCGAUCAAAAUUUAGCAAAAAUAUCAUCAGAUAAUAAGAUCAUCACCAAAAAAAUGCAACUAGCACAACCAGGACCAGAAUUCUUUCACCGUCAAUAUAUGAAUAACACACCAAAAAAACUCGAAACAAUAUUCGUACCAGCAGAUAUUGAUUUGUCAACAUUACCAGGACCAAGUUGGCGAGUAUUCGCUCAUGUGCCAGCAACACCACCAACAACACCACCACCAACACCACCACCAACAGUAAUAGCAGAAGCAGCUCUGCCAUUGUUAGAUGGUGCAAUACAAUCUCAAAUCAUUUGAUACAAUAUUUCAUA
Molecule: messenger RNA, 605 nt
Organism: Dermatophagoides pteronyssinus (European house dust mite)
Lineage: Eukaryota; Metazoa; Arthropoda; Arachnida; Sarcoptiformes; Pyroglyphidae
Source: RefSeq, a predicted model, not a curated record